Messenger RNA from Radiomyces spectabilis, 213 nucleotides. Its product is annotated as ubiquinol-cytochrome-c reductase complex subunit-domain-containing protein. The transcript is spliced from 2 exons. NCBI's taxonomy places the organism in Eukaryota, Fungi, Mucoromycota, Mucoromycetes, Mucorales, Radiomycetaceae. The record is from RefSeq and is a predicted model, not a curated record. The coding region runs from base 1 to 213 and encodes 70 amino acids. Gene Ontology annotation, biological process: mitochondrial electron transport, ubiquinol to cytochrome c.
AUGCCUGUCGCUAGAAUCGUCUCCAGUCCCCACUUUGCUUUCGUCACUCCCGAAAAACUCAUUCGAGUUGCUCCUAACCUCGCCACCUGGGGUGUCGCCACCGGUUGUGCCCUCGCUCUCUUGGGUUCCGACAUUCCUCUUGUGAAGAAGGAUAUUCUGUCCAAGAUUCCUUUUGCCGGCAGCUAUUUCUCUGAUAACAAGACCGACGAGUAA